Messenger RNA from Manacus vitellinus (golden-collared manakin), 982 nucleotides. Its product is annotated as class II histocompatibility antigen, B-L beta chain-like. The record is from RefSeq and is a predicted model, not a curated record. Gene Ontology annotation, biological process: positive regulation of T cell activation; antigen processing and presentation of exogenous peptide antigen via MHC class II; immune response. NCBI's taxonomy places the organism in Eukaryota, Metazoa, Chordata, Aves, Passeriformes, Pipridae. Bases 110 to 982 code for a protein of 290 amino acids. Gene Ontology annotation, cellular component: MHC class II protein complex; membrane. The transcript is spliced from 5 exons. Gene Ontology annotation, molecular function: MHC class II protein complex binding.
GAAAAAAGGGCCCCAACUGCGCCCUCAGCCAAGCCCAGCGCGCCCCAAACCCCCCAAAACGGCGCCGCCCGGCUGGUUUGGGGCUGUCAGCAGCUGUCCGGCGCUGGGCAUGGAGCGUGUGCGGGGAGCUGGGGCCGUGCUGGCGGUGCUGGUGGUGCUGGGAGCCCCCCCGGCUGCGGGCGAGGAGCUGUCGGGGGUGUUCCAGUUGUUGUCUCCGAGCGAGUGUCACUUCAUCAACGGCACCGAGCGGGUGAGGCUCGUGGACAGGUACAUCUGCAACCGGGAGCAGCUCCUGCACUUCGACAGUGAUGUGGGGGUCUAUGUGGGGGACACCCCGUUUGGGGAGAUCCAAGCCAGGUACUUCAACAGCAACCCAGAAAUCAUUGAACGUAAACGGGCUGAGGUGGACACGUUCUGCCGGCACAACUACGAGGUGUACACUCCACCUGCUAUGGAGAGGAGAGUGCCCCCCAGCGUGUCCAUCUCGCUGGUGCCGUCGAGCUCCCAGCCCGGCCCCGGCCGCCUGCUCUGCUCCGUGAUGGAUUUCUACCCUGCGCCGGUGCAGGUGAGGUGGUUCCAGGAUGGGCAGGAGCUGCCGGAGCACGUGGUGGCCACCGACGUGGUCCCCAACGGGGACUGGAGCUGCCAGGUGCUGGUGAUGCUGGAAAUCCCCCCCCGGCACGGGGUCACCUACAGCUGCCAGGUGGAGCACGUCAGCCUGGAGCACCCCCUCAGCCGGCACUGGGAGAUGCCACCGGACACCGUCCGCAGCAAGAUCCUGGUGGGGGUCGGGGGUUUCGUCUUGGGCUUGGUCUUCCUGGCGCUGGGGCUCGGCUUCUACCUGCGGGAGAAGCUCCUGAGCCGCCGGCGGCCGCAGCCCCUCCCCGUGGCCUUGGGCCCAGCCGGGACCUCCCAAUUUUGCCCCGCCCGCACUUUUGGGGGUCGUGUGUCCCCCCCAGCCCUCUCAGAGAGAAUUAAAUAA